Molecule: messenger RNA, 1175 nt
Organism: Peromyscus maniculatus bairdii (prairie deer mouse)
Lineage: Eukaryota; Metazoa; Chordata; Mammalia; Rodentia; Cricetidae
Gene: Yif1b
Product: Yip1 interacting factor homolog B, membrane trafficking protein
Biological process (GO): endoplasmic reticulum to Golgi vesicle-mediated transport
Cellular component (GO): endoplasmic reticulum-Golgi intermediate compartment; endoplasmic reticulum membrane; Golgi membrane
Source: RefSeq, a predicted model, not a curated record
GCGCCAUCGUGAGACCUAUUGGCUCUUCGGCACCACUCGGGCGUGGCUACGGGACCCGGGCGGGCCCAUUCCGCACAGCGGCUCAGGCGUUCGCGGUGGUGGCGUCGAAGCAUGCACGCGGCAGGUUUGGCGGCGCCGGCGGGGACGCCCCGGCUGCCCUCGAAGCGGAGGGUCCCGGGAUCCCAGCCAGGCAUGGCUGAUCCCCACCAGUUUUUCGACGAUACGAGUUCCACCCCGAGUCGGGGCUAUGGAGCCCAGCCGUCCCCUGGUGGUCUGGGCUACCCCUCCCCUUCCUCCUCCCCUGAGGCCGCCUUCUUGGCUAAUCCUAUGUCCAACAUGGCCAUGGCCUACGGGAGCAGCCUGGCCGCUCACGGCAAGGAGCUGGUCGACAAGAACAUUGACCGCUUCAUCCCCGUCACCAAGCUGAAGUACUACUUCGCUGUGGACACCGUGUACGUGGGCAGGAAGCUGGGCCUCCUUGUCUUUCCCUACCUACACCAGGACUGGGAGGUACAGUACCAGCAGGACACCCCAGUGGCACCCCGCUUUGACAUCAACGCUCCAGACCUCUACAUUCCAGCCAUGGCUUUCAUCACCUACAUCCUGGUAGCCGGCCUUGCACUGGGAACCCAGGACAGGUUCUCCCCAGACCUCCUGGGACUGCAGGCGAGCUCGGCACUGGCCUGGCUGACCCUGGAGGUUGUAGCCAUCCUGCUCAGUCUCUACCUGGUCACUGUCAACACCGACCUCACCACCAUUGACCUGGUGGCCUUCUUGGGCUACAAAUAUGUCGGGAUGAUUGGCGGGGUCCUCAUGGGUCUGCUCUUUGGAAAGAUUGGCUACUACCUCAUGCUUGGCUGGUGCUGUGUGUCCAUCUUUGUGUUCAUGAUCCGGACCCUGCGGCUGAAGAUCCUGGCCCAGGCGGCGGCCGAAGGGGUGCCGGUGCGUGGGGCGCGGAACCAGCUGCGCAUGUACCUGACCAUGGCGGUGGCGGCCGCGCAGCCGCUGCUCAUGUACUGGCUCACCUUCCACCUGGUGCGGUGAGCGGCCAGCCUCGCCUUCCGCGCCACAUUCAUCUCAGCCGCCCCGGGCCCGUCUCCAGGCCCGGCCCCUCCCCCCAGCCAAGGUGCUCCUGCUGCCACUGCACACCCGCAACAAUAAACCUGAUGGGCUCA